Molecule: messenger RNA, 3132 nt
Organism: Penicillium cataractarum
Lineage: Eukaryota; Fungi; Ascomycota; Eurotiomycetes; Eurotiales; Aspergillaceae
Product: aromatic acid exporter family protein
Exons: 7
Coding region: 1-3132 (1043 amino acids)
Source: RefSeq, a predicted model, not a curated record
AUGGUUGACCAAAAACCCCAGGCGCGGACGCCUGGGAGAGUCAAAAGUCUCUUGAAUCCGUUGAAAUGGUUGGAAAAGCUUGAUCUCGAUUCUCGAAGCUUUCUCAUGAUGCUGAAAGGCGCUUUGGCACCUACAAUCACAAUUGCCAUAUACCAGAGUGAUGCUAUCUCAAAUAUCACUACCACGAUUGGCUAUCUGUCAGCCUUGAUCUCGGUGCUUUCCCAAGGAUUGAUGCCCCGGGCGAAGUUCAUGAAGAUCAUGUUUUUUGACUUACUAUCCACUUGCGUAUCUGCUUCACUUUGUUGUUUAGCAGUUUUCUGCGCCGUCAAGGCGAGGGAGCAUAAUACUCCUGCUGACGCCAGCGAGGCUGUGCGCAAUGGGUACAGUAGCGAUGCUUGUGCGGUGGCUGCAGUCUGGCUUAUUUUCAUGAUUUGGGGCGCCAAUGCACUGCGUGCGCUGAAGCCUAUGGAAUUGCAGGACCCAAUGGUAGCUUUCUCCAUUUUUGCUUCAGUGACUAUUACCCGUGCUGGCACAUUUAUCACCCUAUCAGAGGGCCUAGAAUUCAUUUCGAGGUUGUUGAAAGGCUUCAUGAUAGGUUUCGCGAUCGCUACUGGCGUGUCUCUUCUCAUAUUUCCCAUCACUAGCCGGGGAAAUGUCUUCCACGACAUCAAAGAAUACGUCUCGUCUGCUGAAGCAGUGUUGCAGGCACAAAUUUCAUUCGCCGAAGGUAGUGCAGUGACCGGCUUGUUUUCGGGGAAGGGUUUCCUGCGCCGGGCACGGACCGCAAUGAGCACUCGAGAUAUGCAGAGCGAGGGCGACACGAAUUUACAAUCCAAGCAGAAACAGCUGCAGGCAGCCAUAAAUAAGCUCAAUGGCUUGCAUAGUAAACUGCACGCUGAUCUGUUCUACUCUAAGGAGGAGAUCGCGUGGGGCAAGCUAUCAUCCGAAGACUUGAGUAUAAUGGCUUCACUUUUUCGAGGUUUGCUUCUUCCACUUGCUGGAAUGUCAAUGCUGCCUGAGAUACUGGAAACCAUUAUCAAGAAUGAAGGGCCGCGUGAUGGUGACGAUGAGACAGACAGUCUCAAUGGGACAGGAGAGAAUGCGCUGAAACAAUCGGAGAUCCAGAAAGUAGUGGAGACUCAUCACGCGCGGCUUGUGGAUGCCACUGAACUCGUCAAGCUGGGACUGUCUCACUUCUUGCUGUCCCUGGAGCUUAUUUCAGCUAAGCAUUUGGACAAGCAAAAAUUGCCGCAUCAAGGUGGAUCUACGGCUAGGGAUGAAGAAGCAAGGGGCCAAACACUUAGCCCUCUUGACCCGAACUUUGUGUCACAGUUUGAGCGUGAUCUGCGCAGUUAUUACUCACGAAGGAAGCAUCUACCAGAGGCGUUAGCUUCGCUGGAGGCAUUCUCGGCUUCUGAGAAAUAUACAGACGUGACGGCGCCUGGCCGGAAGCAUCCAAUUCUUACGGCUGACCCUGAUGUGCGUCAGGAAUUCUUCCUUAUCCUGUACAUGGGUCAUCUCCAGGAUGACUUACUCAAUGCCACGUUGAAGUUGGUAAAAUUUGCCGACGCAAAGGUGGCUGAUGGAACGAUGAAAAAGUCCCGUCUGAUCUUUCCGAGGCAGGGUUCCAUCCGGGAGUUGUUCUCACUACACAGCGAAAAGGAGAAGGAAAAGGAGGAUCUACAGGCUAGUCGGCAAUCGUCCCAUGUGGACCCGUCAAAUAUCCAUCGUGCAUCAAUGUCAACUGGGUUUCCCGAUCCGGAGCAUCUACCACCGGAAAAUAUCUGGGAAAAGGGGAGUAUGAUUCUGCGAACCAUUUCGCAUGUUAUCAAGUCUGAUCAGAGCACAUUUGGGUUCCGGGUAUCUGCAGCUUCAUUUUCCGUCGGAAUCCUCGCCUAUCUGCAUCAGACUCAAGACUUUUUCAUUCGUCAGAGAUGUAUUUGGGCCAUGAUUGUCAUUGUCAUUGGCAUGAGUCCGACAAGCGGCCAGACAAUGUUUGGAUUCGUUGCUCGGAUUCUUGCAACUACAGCCUCCCUUGUGCUGAGUCUCAUAGUGUGGUAUAUUGUGGACGGCAAGACAGCAGGCGUUAUUGUCUUCCUGUUCAUCGCUAACGUGAUUGCGUACUAUCCCUAUGUCAAAUUACCGCAGUACUUUGGCCCAUCUGUCAUUGCUAUCGUCACGUUGAACGUGAUUGUCGGUUACGAACUGCAGGUUGCCAAAUUGGGAGUUACUGCAGCCGAGGAGAACGGUCAACCAUACUACCCAAUCUAUCUAUUCGGCCCCUACAAGCUCGCCGCUGUCGCCGCUGGCUGUGCCAUAUCGUUCUUCUGGGUUAUCUUCCCGUACCCGAUCACCGCAAAAUCCCAGCUACGGAAGCUCCUUGGCCGGAGUCUCUUUGUACUCGCCAAGUUCUACAGUGCCAUGCACUCGACAAUAGAGUUGUGGCUCGCAGGUGAACUGGGUAACACAGACGACAAGAACUCGCCAGCUCAUCACCUCCAAAAGUCGCGACGUAAUAUAUUCAAGGAAGAGAUGAUGCUACUCACCGGCCUGCGCAUGCAUAGUCACUUUAGCACCUUUGAGCCACCCAUCGGCGGCAAAUUCCCCAAGGAAACAUACGACAACAUCAUUUCUGAAAUCCAGCGCAUCCUCACAAGUAUGUCGCUGAUGGCACAUACAACCCAGAACCUGGACGCUCUCUCAGUUGAUUCGGAAAAUUCUGGAGAUGACAGUGAUAGACCGUGGAUGGCACGGCUCGCAGAGAUUGCUCUAAAAUCCGCCGAUUUCAAUUCUCAUCGAAUCACAUCGCUGCUAUGCCAUCUCUCAGCAGCGAUUACAAAUGCCCAGCCAUUACCGCCGUAUCUCUCGACACCUGAAAGUUUCCCGCUCGCACGGCGAAUGCAGAAGAUUGACGACAAGCUGCUCAACAUUUCACAUGUCGAGGAUCCAUCUUUCUCGGCCUUUGUUGCCCUUGAAGUUCUGAGGUCUGUCGUUAGUUUUAGUUUGCAGGAUCUCCUUGAUAAUAUGCGAAAGCUAGUUGGCGAGCUCAACUUUGAUGCUUAUCCGCGACAGUUGCGACAUGAGGAGUCGGCUCAUUUGCUGGAGAGACCAAGCCAGGAGGAGGAACGGUGA